Messenger RNA from Aspergillus tanneri, 4785 nucleotides. RefSeq names its product Nonribosomal peptide synthetases (NRPS). Gene Ontology annotation, molecular function: phosphopantetheine binding; catalytic activity. Gene Ontology annotation, cellular component: cytoplasm. Bases 1 to 4785 code for a protein of 1594 amino acids. The record is from RefSeq and is a predicted model, not a curated record. Gene Ontology annotation, biological process: amino acid activation for nonribosomal peptide biosynthetic process; secondary metabolite biosynthetic process. The transcript is spliced from 2 exons. NCBI's taxonomy places the organism in Eukaryota, Fungi, Ascomycota, Eurotiomycetes, Eurotiales, Aspergillaceae.
AUGCACCAGCGGAUCAUCAUCAGCCACGUCGCCCGCCUCCUCCACUUGCCCGUCGAGAGCGUGGACCUGGGGUCCAGCUUCGUCAGCCUGGGCGGUCAUUCUUUGCUCGCAUUGGGAUUGGCCUCUGCCUGCAGGCAAGAUGGCAUCGAACUGUCUAUGGAGUCGAUUCUUCUGAGCAACACCAUGGCAGACCUCAUCGCGUCUGGCGUUGUCAUGGGGCCCAUCAAUAUCAAGAAACAUCCUGUCCAGACCCUGAUGGGAUCGAAGCCCCAGAGCGAGAUGACACGUCAGACCACUGCUUUAUCCUCGUUGACCGAGAUGCAGCUUUCCUUCCUUCACAGCCACCAGGAAACCCCCGGAGCAAAUACGAUCAACUUCUACGAAACGUACCAGACGGCACACCUUCCGAUCGUCAAAGCAGCUUGGCAGACUGUCAUCCAGACGGAGCCAAUAUUCCGUAUCUCCUUUGACUCGGAUGACGUUUGUGAAGUCUCGUCCGGUCCCUUUCGUUGGAAUGAGAGUGUGAUGGACACCCAGGAAGCCUACGAAGCUGCCCUGGCUCAAGAUGUCUAUCCGGAUACUAUCCAAUGCAGCUUCGACGUGGUGACUCUGCCGGCAUCGGGCUUCAGCACCGUCAUCUGGCGGGUGCACCACGCGUUUAUCGACGGCAUGUCCGGCCAGCUGGUCUAUAGAAAGGUUCGGGAUCUGAUCAUGGGCCGGUCCAUCACCGCAGGCACGCCCUUCACGACCGUCGCGGAGCAUUUGCGUCUGCUUCAAGACGAACGUCGUCAAAUCCACCGACAGUUCUGGCGGAAGCAAAAAGAGGAUCAUCCCCAGCCAGCCGGUGAGCUGGUUUUCCCCCCCGUCCGAGAUAAGAUGCCUGCUGCUGGCAUUGACAGUCUCAGCUUUGCCAUCCCACUGGAGCAGAUCUCCACCCGUGCUCGUCAAGUCGGUGUGUCCCUGGCGGCCUGGUACCAUGCGGCGUGGGCGAUGGUGCUCUCGCUCUAUACCGACUGUGACUCGGUGGUCUGUGGCACCGUCCUGUCCGGUCGUAACCUGCCCAUUCCCGGGGUGGACGACACUAUUGGUCCCUUGAUCAACGUCCUGCCCUUCCACGUGCGCAUAGAUCAACGUCUGUCAAGUGCAAAAUUCCUGCGAGAAAUCUUCUUGCACUCCGUCCAGCUGGCCACCGUCCAGUGCUCCGUGCCCGACGAUGGCUACACACGGAACUUUACCUCGGCGCUGGCGAUGGAGUUCGAGAUAGAGGCCACCGACGACCACCCCGUGCGUCCCACCAGUCCGUCCUGGUUCCGCGUGGUGCCAGAUAUUCCUUUGUCUAUAUACACGACCUACUCGGGCACGCUACGUCUCUGCUAUCGUCCCCAGCAGUUUGAUCGUGAAGACAUUCGGAUGUUGGCCGCUCAUUUCCGCCGUGCGAUUCUGUUACUAUUGCCGGCGGACCAGACCAUGGAGGCGUGCAUGAAAGCUUUGCUCACCGACGAGUGCAAGAACACCCUCAUGAAAUUUGGUAAUUGCCAGACGGACUCGACCUCCCCAUUCUCCAUUCAGGAGGACCUCGUCACCCUCUUUGAACGCGCAGCCCGAGACACGCCGGACGGCAUCGCCGUGGAGAAAGCCAGCAGACAACUGACCUACGCCGAAUUGGAUCGACUGGCAGCCGUUCUUGCAUCUCGCUUGCAGCUCCAGCCAGGCGAGGUUGUCUGCGUCCUGGCGGACCGCUCCAUCAACUGGGUUGUUGCCAUCUACGGCAUCCUCAAGGCCGGUGGCGUCUAUUCCGCCCAGGAUCCAGGAUUGCCCGACCACAUUCGCAACUCCAACUUCCAGACGGCGGGAGGCAUCAUGUAUCUGACCCCUGCGACUUUCCAGAAGCACCUCAAGCCGGACACCUGCCAGCGGUGCCUCUCUGUUGAGGAACUGAUCAGCGAGAUCCCAAAGGACUUUGUCUUCCACCACCGCGACACUCCUCGCCCGCAAGACAACGCCUAUCUGUGCUUCACCUCCGGGUCGACGGGCAAGCCCAAAGGAGUGAUGUGUCACCAUGCUGGUCUCGUCGCCUUUCAAAAGGACCCGGAAGUGAGACUCUUUGCGGCACCAGGACAACGCAUCUCACAGCUCAUGUCUCCUGCUUUCGACGGCAGUAUCCACGAGAUCUUCUCUGCUCUUUGCUAUGGAGCCACGCUCAUUCUCGCUGAUGGUGUCGACACUUUUGCCCAUCUGAAGAAGUCUAAUGCCGCCAUUCUCACGCCCUCAGUCGCUAAGAUCCUUUCCCCGGAGCAGUUCCCGGAGCUGAGGACCGUCUAUCUUGUGGGUGAGCCCGUGCCGCAGUAUGUCAACGACGUCUGGUCAAAUGCCACGACGCUGUACAACAUGUAUGGGCCGACGGAGGCCACCUGCGGUGCCACCAUUCAGCGUCUGCGGCCCGGCCAGUCGGUCACCAUCGGGGGCCCCAAUCCCACCACCCGCAUCUACAUCCUGGGGCAGAACCAGCAGCUCCUGCCCCCAGGGGUCAUUGGAGAGAUCUACUGUGCCGGCGUGCAGGUUGCCAAUGGAUACAUUGGGCGGCCGCAGUUGACCGCAGAACGCUUCCUGCCCGACACCAUCACCAACCGUCCCGGGGAGAAGAUGUAUCGGACGGGCGAUCGUGGAUACUUCAAUCGAGAUGGACAGGUGGAAUGCCUGGGCCGAAACGACCGCCAGAUCAAGCUGCGCGGUUACCGAACCGACCUAAAUGACCUGGAAAUUCGCGUUGCCCAGGCAAUCCCUGAGUGCACCGCCGUGGCCAUCUGCCCCAAGGACGACUAUCUAGUCGCCAUCAUCCAGCCGGAGACCCUGGAUGUGGCAGAGGUCCGUCAACGCAUGGCACAGGUUCUGCCUGUCCAUGCCAUGCCGCGACGCAUCGUGGCCGUCGAGCAGUUUCCCAUGACGUCCGCCAGCAAGCUGGACUACAAGGAGAUUGCGAACCGAUGCAGUACGGAUUCUGCUUCGCCUGCCACUCGGAAGAAGUUGCUAUCGAGUGAGACGGAAAAGGCAUUGGCCGAUCUGUGGAAAGACCUUCUCUCCCUCAGCUCGGAUGCUGACAACGUUCUCACGCCCGAGUCCAACUUUGUCGCGCUGGGUGGCCACUCGGUGAUGCAGCUGCGACUGGCAAGCAAGAUCUCUCGCACCUUUGGCGUUAAGGUGCCCAUCACCCGAAUCAUCCAGGCCGACAACCUGUCGGACCUGGCUCGCAUGGUGGACAGUCUCGUGGCGGCUCAGAUGCCCACCGCGCCGGGCAAGUCCAUGAUUAAACCCCUGGGCCGGAACAAGGUCUCCCCCAUCGAACACGAAUGGCUCGAGAAGUACCGGCUGCAACUGGGCACGUCUGCCUUCAACGUCACUUUCGCCUGCAAGAUCGAUGCGGCCAAGGUUGACAGCAACCAUCUGAUCGCCUCUUGGAAUGCCGUGCUAGCCCGCCACGACAUCUUCCGCAGUCGCUCGCAUGUCGACCAUCGCGGCCAUGGGCCUCGUCGCACGUAUGCCCGCUAUUGCCCGCAGGUUCUGCGCGUCCAAGGCUUCAACCUGUGGCGCGAGGCGAACCGGCCCUUCCACCCCAACCGCCAGCACCCGAUCCGCGUGAUCGUGUCCAAGAGCAUGAUGCUGGUGUCAAUGAGCCAUUUGAUCGCCGACCUUACGUCCCUGCAGGUGAUUCUGGCCGAGGUGGCCCGGCUAUAUCGCGGCGAUGGUCUCGGACCGGUCAAGCGCAGCUACCACGAGACAACACAAUGGAGCGUAUCCGCAACCACUACUGAGAAGGACUGGUGGGUGCACUACCUCGGGGGUACCGUCAUCCAUCGUGACUACAGUAUCCCGAAGCUUACCCAUCGGUCGACAUACGCGGGCCAGACUCACAUUGUCCGGAUGACGCCGACCCUGGCCACUCGUGCUAUCCAGUUCACCGAGACGAACCGGGUGACCCUGCAUCAGUUGGCGUUGGGCUCGGUAGCCAUGGCACUGCAGGUCAACAGGGAUGACAGCGACAUCGUUCUCGGGGGGCCGUAUUUCAACCGCGGACAGGAUGACCUAGAAACCGUCGGGCUAUUCCUGGAGCCCAUCCCCAUCCGCAUCCAGUACCCAUCUCCUCGGGACCAGACGGCCGCCUCGACUCAGGCAUUUGUGCGCGCCGUGCAGCGAUCCAGCCAGUCGGCCAUCGCCCAUGCCAUUCCCUGGAACCAGGUGCUGCAGGCAGUCGGCGCCUCUCGACCCGAUUUCCCAAACCAUCUCUUGCUCGAUGUGAUGGUCACUUUCCACGACGACCGCACUGCCCCCCGGUUGCCUGUAGACGGCCUUGAUCCGUUGGUGACGUACACUAAAGGGUCCAAGUUUGCCCUGCUUGUGGAGUUCUGCGCCAUUUCCGACCGCACCAUCCUGAUGCGCCUGGAGCACGACACCGAGUGUCUUCCGACGGAGAAGGUGCCGGCAGUGGAGAAACUGAUCCUGGAGGCGCUGCGGCUGAUCGUGGAGGGGGUGGCAUAUCCUGCGAUCAAAGCACAGUUGAGGGCGAUAGCAGCAACACCCGAGUCAAACGACCGGGCAGAACGUGCUGCCGAUAAGGAUGAGGUAGCCGAUGGUGGAAAGCGAGGGUCUCGGGGUCGUCGACAAGACGUGUUAGGAUCAAAGCCAUCCCCGGCGUCAUCAUCAUCACUAGACGACCUCGGGUUUUGCGAAGAAUUACCGGCCGCAACGAUGGCAGACUUUGACCUGGUCUUCACUUGGGAUGCACGGUAG